GGAAUACUCGUACUGUAUCUGCUUCUCUUGUCGUGUGAUGUCAGUCUUGGCAUUGGCCUCUUCCCGAUAUAGUGAGCUGCGGUUUCACGAGGGCUCUGCGACUCAUAAUUUCCUCCAGCCUGACAAUCGCAUUAAAUACACUGACUCUCCCCAAGAGACACUGCAGUGACUCAUUGGAAUUUUGACGUGUGUCAUAUGUAUUAAUACCUCUCGUACUGCGCCGAACGAAGCCAUAGGGCUUUCAAGCAAAAUACUCUGCAGGUCUCUUCGCCUACGCCCACCUCCUGCUUGGAGACGGCUAUAUCGUUUCAACAUGGCUCUCAAUGCUGCGUCUCACAACGUCACUGGCGAUCCAACGGGCUCCCCUUCGGGCCCUCCUCCACCCGUCUCUUCAGAAGUCGCUGCCACUGCCCAAGAUGCGGCGAAGAAGGAUGCGUUGGGCAACAAUGUGCCCGGCAAAGAUCAACAAAACAAUGAGAAUGGACAGACCGUGAUGGGUGCUGCAGGAAAGCCAAAGACCGCUAAAGAAAGUAUGAACGACGAUAACGCUGAUGGACCACAUUGACACUACCUGCCCGCCAUUUUCGCGCGGACUGCAUUACUCGCUUUGACUCCUUUGAGGACAAGUACCGGAGCGCCAAAGACUCAUGGUGUAUGACUGGGAAAGUGUCUAUAGAGUUAAACGCAGCAUGUAGUCAAAGCAUCUACCCGCAAUAGACACAGUCCCUCCCUCUAUACGCUGCCCCUGCAAGUUCUAGGAAUUACACAUCUGACAUAUAUACGUGACGCAGUUGAGAAAGAGCGCAAGAAGGCCGAAAAGCUCGCCAAGUUUCUAGAAAAGCAAUCCAAACAGCAACCGCCUGCCGCGGACGCAGCCUCGAAAGCCCCGAAGAAAGAGAAGGUCAAGAAGGCCGCCGCUGUCGACGCCUAUGAGCCUCAAAAGAUUGAAUCCGGUCGUUACGAGUGGUGGGAAAGCCGGGGUUACUUCAAACCUGAAUUCACGAAAGAUGGCAAGAUCAAACCAGAAGGAAAAUUCGUCAUUCCGAUCCCUCCUCCCAAUGUGACGGGUUCGUUACACAUGGGCCAUGCUCUCACCAACUCUUUACAAGAUACCAUGAUCCGACAUGCACGGAUGAAGGGGAAGACUACCGCAUGGAUCCCUGGUUGCGACCAUGCUGGGAUCGCCACGCAAAGUGUUGUGGAGAGAAUGGUGUACAAGAUGGAAGGCAAGACCCGGCAUGACAUAGGCCGUGAUGCUCUGCUUGAGAAGAUCUGGACCUGGAAAGAGAAGUAUCACCAGAACAUCACCAACCAACUGAAGCGUCUUGGUGGUUCGAUGGAUUGGAGUCGAGAGGCUUUCACCAUGGACGAAAACCUUUCGCUUGCGGUGCGCAAAACGUUCAUCGACCUCUUUGAGGAAGGUAUCAUCUACCGGGCUAACCGUUUGGUCAACUGGUGUUCUGCAUUGAGCACCUCACUUUCUAAUCUCGAAGUCGACAACAAAGAACUGAAAGGCCGGACGAAACUGAAGGUGCCUGGCUAUGACAAGAUGAUCGAGUUCGGUGUCCUAACCUACUUCAAAUACCCAAUAAGCAAAGAAGGCGACGAUUCGCACAAGACGUCGACUUCCCCUGACAGAUUCAAGGGCCACGAGUUCAUUGAGAUUGCAACCACUCGUCCGGAGACUAUGCUGGGUGAUACUGGUAUCGCUGUACAUCCUAACGAUAAGAGAUACCAGCAUUUGGUGGGCAAGACUGCGAUACACCCCUUUCUUCCUGAUCGAAAAAUUGUUAUCUUUGCAGAUGAGGAAGUAGAGAUGGAUUUCGGUACCGGUGCUGUGAAGAUUACACCCGCACACGACCCCAGCGAUUUUGCCAAAGGCAAGAAGCACAAUCUCGAAUUCAUCAACAUUCUUAAUGACGAUGGUACGAUGAACGACAACGCCGGCCCUUAUGCUGGACAAAAGAGAUUUGAUGUGCGUUACGGCGUUAUCAAUGCUCUAAAGGAGCUUGACCUCUAUACCAAACAAGAGGACAAUGCAAUGACGAUUCCCAUGUGCCAGAGGAGCAAGGAUGUAAUUGAGCCUGUGUUGAAACCACAAUGGUGGAUGAAGAUGGCGGAUCUCGCCCAAGCUGCAGAUGAGGCUGUUCUUGAUAGGAAGAUUCUCAUCAAACCCGAAUCAGAGUCUCGACGUUUCCACCACUGGAUGCAAAAUAUCCAAGAUUGGUGCAUCUCUCGUCAACUAUGGUGGGGUCACCGUGCACCGGCGUACUUCAUCCAGUUCGAGGGUGAAGCCAAUGAUGAAGGAGACGACAAUCUUUGGGUUUGUGCUUACGAUGAGCAGGAAGCACGUGCCAAGGCAGAAAAGAAAUUCCCAGGCAAAAAGUUCACCCUGCGAUGGGACGAAGAUGUGCUGGAUACCUGGUUCUCGUCUGGUCUCUGGCCAUUCUCGACUUUAGGUUGGCCAAAGGACACCUUGGAUAUGAGAGAGCUAUACCCUACGUCAAUGCUUGAAACCGGCUGGGACAUUCUCUUUUUCUGGGUGGCUCGUAUGGUCAUGCUGGGAUUGAAGAUGACUGGCAAAGUUCCAUUCACCGAGGUCUACUGCCAUUCACUCAUUCGAGACGCUGAAGGACGAAAGAUGUCGAAGUCGUUGGGCAACGUUAUUGACCCAUUGGACAUUAUCAGAGGUAUCACAUUGGAAGACCUUCACAAGACUCUUUAUGCGGGUAAUCUGGACCCAGCCGAGAUUGAACGGGCAAAAUCAUACCAGAAGUCGGCCUUCCCUAAGGGUAUCGAGGAGUGUGGUUCUGACGCCCUGCGAUUCACCUUGGUUAACUACACCACCGGUGGAGGUGACAUUGCUUUUGACAUCAGGGAAAUCGAAGCCAAGCGACGAUUCUGCAAUAAGAUCUAUCAAGCCACCAACUUUGCCCUUGGUAGACUGGGUGAGGGCUUCGUACCCGAUGCCAAGUCGACAGACAAUGAGCCCAAAACGCUCUCCGAGAAAUGGAUUCUCCACAGGCUCAAUGCGGCUGCCAAGGAGGUCAAUGAGGCCAUCGAAGGGCGGGAAUUCUCUGUGGCAGCCGGCACACUUUAUCAGUAUUGGUUCUCUCAGCUCUGCGAUACGUUCAUUGAGAACUCCAAGUUCAUCCUGACACCUGAAGCACCGGACGACGUGCGGAAGUCGGCACAGCAAACCCUCUAUACCGCACUUGAAGGAGGCCUGUUGUUGAUGCACCCACUGAUGCCUUUCUUGACAGAGCAUUUGUGGCAGAAAUUGCCCCGUCGCAAGGAUGAUAAGACGGAGAGUAUCAUGGUUGCUAGAUAUCCAGAGUACACAGAGAAGCUCGACAACCCCAAGCAAGCCGAGGAGUACGAGUUCAUUAUGGCAAUUGCGACUGGCUUUCGAAGCCUGCUGUCACAGUAUGGAUUCAAGGAGCCUGGAGACCUGCUCAUUCAGACAUAUUCAGAAACGGCCUUCAAGACUGUUUCCGACGAGCAAACCUCCAUCAAGUCCCUCGGUGGAAAGUACGCCGGCGAAAUUGAAGUUCUUCCUCCUAGUGCCGCUUCCCUCCCUCCUGCUGGAUGUGCACUUCAGAGCAUCAAUGCCGACGCAGCGGUGUAUCUCAAGGUAGCCGGCAAGGUGGAUCUCUCGGAGGAGCUCAAGAAGCGUGCUAAGGGUGUUGAGGACGCCAAAGCCCGAAUGGAGAAGAGCAAGAAAAUCAUGAAUGCGGCUGGAUGGGAGAAAGCCAGCCCAGAGACGAGAAGAAAGGAACAAGAGAAGCUAGAGGAUGCAGAGAGCGAGGUGACGAGGUUACAAGAAGCCAUCAAAGAUCUAGAGAGGUUGCAACUAGAGGGCUAGAGGGCCGGAUAUAUUGUGAAUCGAGGAGCUAUUUCGUGGGCGUGCCUUUCAUCUGGACUUGGUCGGCUCUAUCUGUAGAAAAUUAUGAGUGUGGUUGGCUUUUUAUGCAUCUAUGAGAUACUAGAGGACGGUCCAUGGGUAGAAUGAGGCCGCAGCGUGCCUAGAAGCCCAAGCUAAGCAGACCCUAGGCGUGCUCUUAGGCACCGAACCUCGCAUAUAGGGGCUAU
Molecule: messenger RNA, 4092 nt
Organism: Exophiala oligosperma
Lineage: Eukaryota; Fungi; Ascomycota; Eurotiomycetes; Chaetothyriales; Herpotrichiellaceae
Product: valine-tRNA ligase, variant
Exons: 2
Coding region: 1079-3865 (928 amino acids)
Biological process (GO): valyl-tRNA aminoacylation
Cellular component (GO): cytosol
Molecular function (GO): aminoacyl-tRNA deacylase activity; ATP binding; valine-tRNA ligase activity
Source: RefSeq, a predicted model, not a curated record